Diorhabda sublineata is the source of this 573-nucleotide messenger RNA. RefSeq names its product fer3-like protein. Gene Ontology annotation, molecular function: protein dimerization activity. Bases 1 to 573 code for a protein of 190 amino acids. The transcript has 2 exons. The record is from RefSeq and is a predicted model, not a curated record. NCBI's taxonomy places the organism in Eukaryota, Metazoa, Arthropoda, Insecta, Coleoptera, Chrysomelidae.
AUGGACAUAAUAAAAUAUUACAACCGAUACCAACCGUCAUGGUCGGACCAAUAUCCAACAACUUCCUAUUUUUCCCAAUUAGAAACAGAAAAAACUGUCUCACAUCAACACCGACAGAAAGAGCCUCAAGAAAUUUACGACACCAACACUUACGACAGUUUCGUAUCGACGAGCAACGAUUUUGUGGACUUAACAUCGUUAACGGAAGAAGAAAAAGCUCAUUACGGUAAUUUCAAUUUUUUUACAUUGAAGAGAAGUGAGUUUAACAACGAUGAUGAAAAAAGAACCACCGUGGUACUUCAUCAGGAUAGGAGGAGCUCAAGAGGUCGACGAAAAAUUUUGAUACGAGACCGUCCAACUUCACCUACCAUAAUGAAAAAAAGAAGAUUAGCCGCAAAUGCCAGAGAACGAAGAAGAAUGAAUGGAUUAAAUGAAGCGUUCGACAGAUUAAGAGAAGUCAUACCUAGUCUAGAUGCAGAGCACAAACUUAGCAAAUUCGAAACCCUCCAAAUGGCGCAAACGUAUAUUUCUGCAUUGAGGGAAUUAUUAGAACGGAGUAACCUUGAAAGAUAG